Messenger RNA from Pelmatolapia mariae (spotted tilapia), 1061 nucleotides. Its product is annotated as protein bicaudal C homolog 1-like. The annotation marks the transcript as partial. Gene Ontology annotation, cellular component: cytoplasm. The record is from RefSeq and is a predicted model, not a curated record. Gene Ontology annotation, molecular function: RNA binding. The transcript is spliced from 7 exons. Lineage: Eukaryota; Metazoa; Chordata; Actinopteri; Cichliformes; Cichlidae.
ACACAUCAAGGUGUGCGGGAAGAGGGAGAAUGUAAGGGAAGCCAAAGACCGAAUAAUGUCUGUCCUCGAUACAAAGAGUAACAGGGUGACUCUGAAGAUGGAUGUUUCCCACACAGAGCAUUCACACGUUAUUGGCAAAGGAGGCAACAACAUCAAGAGGGUGAUGGAGGAGACGGGGUGUCACAUCCAUUUCCCAGACUCUAACAGGAACAACCAGGCAGAGAAAAGCAACCAGGUGUCCAUCGCAGGGCAGCCAGGCGGGGUGGAGGCAGCUCGAGUAAAAAUAAGGGAGCUGCUACCUCUUGUGCUGUCUUUCGAGCUCCCUGCCAUCAUGCAGUCUGACCCCAGCUCGCCCACUGUGCAGCACAUCUCGCAGACCUACAACCUCACAGUCUCCUUCAAGCCCCCGACACGUCUCUAUAGAGCCACAGGUGUUGUUCGCGGCUCACAGAAUAAUGCCAACGCAGUCAAGAGAGGUACAGCUCUGCUACUGGAGCACCUGGCCGGUAGCCUGGCUAGCACUAUCUCAGUGACCACCCACCUGGACAUCGCACCGCAGCACCACCUCUUCAUGAAGGGACGCAAUGGCAGCAACAUCAAGCACAUCACCCAAAGGACGGGAGCCCAGAUCCACUUCCCUGAUCCCAACAGCCCCCAGAAGAAAUCCACAGUCUACAUUCAGGGCACCAUCGAAUCUGUGUGCUUGGCACGGCAGUACCUCAUGGGCUGUUUGCCUCUGGUAUUAAUGUUUGACAUUAAAGAGGAUAUUGAGGUGGAGCCCCAGUGUAUCACAGCGCUAAUGGAGCAGCUGGAUGUCUUCAUCAGUAUCAAACCAAAGCCAAAACAGCCCAGCAAGUCUGUGAUAGUCAAGAGUGUGGAGAGGAAUGCAGUCAACAUGUACGAAGCCCGAAAAUUCCUCUUGGGUCUCGAGAGCAAUGGAGUGGUGUCUUCCUCACCCCCUGUGGCACUGAAUGCCGGCACUAAUGGUCCAUCCCCAUCUCUCAUCUGCCCUGUUGGCCUGGACAUCCUGGCCUCAGCUGGCCUGGGGCUGAGUAAUCUGG